GCUAAGCUGUCGUCGGUGGGCAGUAUCAGUGAUGAGGAGACAUGUGAACGCCUGCGAGGACUCAUCCAGAGACAGGUGCAGAUCUGUAAGCGGAGUGUGGAGGUGAUGGAUGCUGUUCGGCGUGGAGCACAGCUAGCAAUAGACGAGUGCCAGUUUCAGUUCCGGAACCGCCGAUGGAACUGCUCCACGCUGGAAACCAUGCCUGUCUUUGGCAAGAUUGUCACACAGGGCACUCGGGAGGCAGCCUUUGUGUAUGCCAUCUCAGCAGCCAGUGUGGCGUUCGCUGUGACCCGGGCCUGCAGCAGCGGAGAGCUGGAGAAAUGUGGCUGCGACCGCAACGUCCAUGGAGUCAGUCCGGAGGGGUUCCAGUGGUCAGGUUGUAGUGAUAACAUAGCAUACGGAGUGGCCUUCUCUCAGUCCUUCAUUGACGUAAGGGAGAGGAGUAAAGGACAGUCCCCCAGCAAAGCACUCAUGAACCUACACAACAACGAGGCCGGGAGGAAGGCCAUCCUGAGCCACAUGCGUGUGGAGUGUAAGUGUCAUGGCGUGUCAGGGUCCUGUGAGGUGAAGACCUGCUGGAAGGCCAUGCCCCCAUUCCGCAAGGUGGGCAACGUCAUCAAGGAGAAGUUUGACGGCGCCACAGAGGUGGAGCAGCGCAAGGUGGGCACCACCAAGGUCCUGGUGCCACGGAACUCCCAGUUCAAACCUCACACAGACGAAGACCUGGUCUACCUGGAGCCCAGCCCUGACUUCUGUGACCACGACCCGCGCACACCAGGCAUGCUGGGUACAGCGGGGCGGCAGUGUAACCGGACGUCGAAGGCCAUCGAUGGCUGUGAGCUGAUGUGCUGCGGCCGGGGCUUCCAGACAGAGGAGGUGGAGGUGGUGGACAGGUGCAGCUGUAAGUUCCACUGGUGCUGCUACGUCAAGUGCAAACAGUGCCGCAAGAUGGUGGAGAUGCACACCUGCCGGUGAUCACCAUGGAAACCCCCAAUGGAGACCCAAACAAUUUCCCCACUCUCUCCCUCCUCACCUGCACUUGGGGAGGGAGGGAGAAAGGGAGGGUGGGGGGUGUUUGUGGUUUUCCUCUACCCCCUAUUUCAAAGCCACCCUGAUUCCUUUUACAACAGACCACGGGAACAGCCAGACAGAGACAGCCAAGCAGAGGACAUGUUCAUACAAUGUUCAAGGAACAUCUUACACACGCACAGGAUGUAAAAACUAAA
Messenger RNA from Salvelinus namaycush (lake trout), 1226 nucleotides. RefSeq names its product wingless-type MMTV integration site family, member 4 (gene wnt4). The record is from RefSeq and is a predicted model, not a curated record. The transcript is spliced from 5 exons. Gene Ontology annotation, cellular component: extracellular region. Gene Ontology annotation, molecular function: frizzled binding; cytokine activity. Gene Ontology annotation, biological process: neuron differentiation; multicellular organism development; cell fate commitment. Lineage: Eukaryota; Metazoa; Chordata; Actinopteri; Salmoniformes; Salmonidae. Bases 106 to 975 code for a protein of 289 amino acids.